UGAUUCAAACAGAGUUAACAACUGCCCCAGAUGGAAACAUUUCUUCCUACUACUAAUACUACCAUCUAACCCAACAAUCUAAUAAUUCUCAAGGGACUAAAAGGGGCAUUAAUUAAGAUCACUCAUCAAAAGUUUGAUUCUGUUUCCAGUUUCCAACUUUCCUGGUAUGGCAUUAGAGGCAGUUAAUGACAGAAAAGCUGAAGUUCAAGCAUUUGAUGAUUCUAAAACGGGUGUAAAAGGUGUCCUAGAUUCUGGGGUAACAAAGAUCCCUACCAUGUUCCAUGUCAAGUUAGACUCAACUCACACCUCACCAACUCACUCCAACUUCACCAUCCCAAUCAUAGAUCUUCAGAACAUAAACAGCAAUUCAACUCUGCAUGCUGAAGUGGUUGACCAGCUUAGGAGUGCAUCUCAGAAGUGGGGAUUUUUCCAAGUGAUCAAUCAUGGCGUUCCUGUGGAGGUUUUGGAUGAGAUGAUCAGUGGAAUCCGCAGGUUUCAUGAGCAAGAUGCUGAGGCAAGGAAGCCCUUUUACUCGAGAGAUAGCAGUAAGAAAGUCAGGUAUUUUUCUAAUGGGAAGCUGUUCAGAGACAUGGCUGGUACUUGGAGGGACACAAUUGCAUUUGAUGUGAAUCCUGAUCCCCCAAACCCACAAGAUAUACCAGCAGUGUGUAGAGAUAUUGUGGCUGAAUAUUCAAAACAAGUAAAAGCGUUAGGUACCACGAUCUUUGAGCUACUGUCAGAGGCUCUUGGCCUUGAUCCUUCUUACCUUGAAGAAAUGGACUGCACUAAAGCACUUUAUGUUAUGGGUCAGUACUAUCCAAAAUGCCCUGAACCAGAAUUAACUAUGGGAAUUUCAAAGCACACUGAUUGUGACUUCAUAACAAUACUUUUGCAAGAUCAGAUUGGUGGUCUUCAAGUUCUUCAUGAGAAUCAUUGGGUUAAUGCUCCUCCAGUGCGAGGAGCUCUUGUUGUCAACAUUGGAGAUAUUCUGCAGCUUAUGACUAAUGACAAGUUCAUCAGUGUUUAUCACCGGGUCUUGUUGAGGAAUAUGGGCCCUAGAAUUUCUGUAGCAACCUUCUUCAUGAAUUUUACCAUAUCUAAAUGUACAUCGAAGAGUUAUGGUCCAAUAAAGGAAUUGUUAUCAGAAGAAAACCCCCCAGUCUAUAGGGACAUGAAUAUGAAAGAAAUCUUGACAAAUUAUUAUGCAAAAGGCCUUGAUGGGAGCUCCUACUUGCUGCCUUUAAGGUUGUGAAGCAAAUAAAAGUAUUAGAUCGAUCUUUUCUUGAUUCUCAUGGAGUUGGCUAGUCUGCAUCAAUUUAUCGUAGUUAACUGGUGGCUGGUGCCUAUAGGCUUUAUCUGAGAUUUUCAAUGUCCAUAGGAAUUUAAAUAAACUGUACAAGUUCUAGAAGAAUAAAGUUUUGGCAUAUUUAGUUCAUUGUACUAUAGAAGAGCAUAACUUUCAAUUUUCUGUAUUAUGACAAUUGCGUGAUAUGUUCUUGUGGUUGUCAAUAAAUUUUUCAACUUUGUUGCUGUGAAUUACAAA
Messenger RNA from Glycine soja, 1543 nucleotides. Its product is annotated as 1-aminocyclopropane-1-carboxylate oxidase homolog 1-like. The transcript is spliced from 3 exons. The record is from RefSeq and is a predicted model, not a curated record. Lineage: Eukaryota; Viridiplantae; Streptophyta; Magnoliopsida; Fabales; Fabaceae. Bases 167 to 1252 code for a protein of 361 amino acids.